AUGUUAUUUAAUAUAAAUAUUACAUUAAUCGCAACAAUUUUAAUUUAUUCCCUAACUUUAUUAAUUGGAUUAUUCGGAAAUUGUUGGGUUGUAGCUUCCGUUAUGAGAACAACAAAAAAGGGUGGUGGGGGAAUUGGGGGAUCUCAUCAUAGUGGAAUGCCUAGUGUUAGUCCUUCCGACAGAUUAAGAAAAUAUAUUUGGUUAUUGGCACUUCUUGAUUUAUUAGUUAGUGGCUCUUUGUCCAUGCGUGUUUGGAGUUUAAUCUUUCCAAAACAAAUUUUUUGUAAGUCUAAACCUUUUUAA
This is a messenger RNA of Meloidogyne enterolobii, 303 nucleotides long. The record is from the annotation of a GenBank genome assembly. NCBI's taxonomy places the organism in Eukaryota, Metazoa, Nematoda, Chromadorea, Rhabditida, Meloidogynidae.